Molecule: messenger RNA, 3055 nt
Organism: Conger conger (European conger)
Lineage: Eukaryota; Metazoa; Chordata; Actinopteri; Anguilliformes; Congridae
Product: SLC35A4 upstream open reading frame protein-like
Exons: 3
Coding region: 87-383 (98 amino acids)
Source: RefSeq, a predicted model, not a curated record
UCGUUGCGCGCAACCUGGCGACCUGACAAAAGUUGGAAAACGUGAACGCGCUUGCUCAGACAAGACACUUUUCCGACAAAGCAAACAUGGCGGGUGACAAGGACCCUCUCAGUCGGCUACUGGACCUGGCUGAGCUGAAGGACCAACUGGAUGAUCUUCAGCAACGAGUGACAGACGAGGUGCAGAUUCCUCAGGGAGGCAGUGUGCUGAGUUCACCCUUCCUGAAGGGCUUCUUGGCGGGGUACCUGGUGGCCCGGUUCCGUUCCUCGGCUGUAUUUGGGGUGAUUGUCGGGACCUGCACUGGCAUCUACGCUGUGCAGAACUACAAGGUGCCCAACAUCGAGAAGACCUUCAGAGACUACACUCAGAGGAGGCCCAAGUAGAGCAGGGUCCCCUUCCAUCUCCCGAGAGGACGACCGUCAGUACCUCUCCACAACGCCAAAACAAACUGUUUUCCUUUCCUGUUUAUCAUGUAAUAUUUGUAAUUUUAUUGUGUAAUAUUUGAGUAGAAUAAUGUGGGUGUUUGGGACAUGGUGUUAAAGGGAAGUAUGGUUGGCUCAAUUUCAGGGGUCUGUGCAUUAAUUGAAUUUGUUAUUUAUCUGACACUUUUAUCAAAAGUGACUUACAGUUGAUUAGACUAAGCAGGGGACAAUCCUCCCCUGGAGCAAUGUGGGGUCAAGGGCCUUGCUCAAGGGCUCAACAGCUGUACAGCUCUUAUUGUGGCAACACCAGGGCUUGCACAGCCAACCUUCCGGGUACCUGUCAUGCACCUGAGCCACUAGGCUGCCCCCAGGGGCCUAUGUGUCUAUCUCAGUGAAUGUGUGAUGCACUUUCCUCUGCACUGGGACCCUGCUUUUCCCCCCCAAAUAUUUGUCAUCACAAUUGCCAUUAAUGUGUUUCUGGAGUUACUAUGCGCCCUGUACACCAGGAACGCUGUCUGCGGGAGUGUGUGCCUAACUCCAAAGCACUCGCCUGCUAGCCACUGUGCUACAGUCAGCAUGCACACAUUACUGCGUCAGAAAGCUAGCACUGAUUGGAAGAGAGGCGCACGUCUCUCACUGAAGAUGACGUGUAGUCUACAGACUCCUGGGGUGUUGUUUAGAGGAGCUGACGCAACAGUUACCCGAGCAACCCUGAUCCAGCUUCGAGUCACCCCACCCCUGGAAGCAUGAGGCAGAGACGUAGCCAAGGCUAAUGUUUGAACCUGUGGGUCCAGGUUGUGCAGUGCUGAAAGCCUACAGACUGAGCCAGGUGUGAGACUCUGCUUCUGUAAUAGGAGGCCUUUCUAAAUUGGUUUUGGUCUCAAGGGUGAUUUCCUGUCGAGGUGCCGUCUAAAAUGCCAAGUGCAGCUGCCUAUUUAGUCUAAUAUCUGUGACGAUCAAGAGAAAAUGCACACUGUUUUCAUGCCAGUUGUUUUAUAUGUACACUCAGUGACCACUUUGUUAGGUAGACCUGCACACCAGCUCAUUGAUGCAAAUUUCUAAUCAGCCAAUCGUGUGGCAGCAACUCGAUGCAUAAAAGUGUGCAGACAUGGUCAAGGGGUUCAGCUGUUGUUCAGACCAAACAUCAAAACAGGGAAGAAAUGUGAUCUAAGUGACUUUGACAAUAGAAUGAAUAUUGGUGCCAGACAGGGUGGUUUACAAAGAAUACUGCUGCUGCAGCAAAAUAAAAAAUCCAGUGAGCAGCAGUUCUGUGGCCAAAAAUGUUCAUGAGAGAGGUCAGAGGAGAAUGGCCAGACCCGUUCAAGCUGACAGAAAGGUGAAAGCAACUCAACCGCACGUGACAACAACAGUGGUAUGCCAUGCUCAGAACACAGUGCGUUAAGUGAAUGGGCUACAGCAGCAGAAGACCAGUAAGUAGAAUAAAUAUUGAAUAAAGUGGUCACUGAGUGUAUAAAUGGAUCAGCUAAAAACUCCCCUGCUGCAGCUACAUCGGAAACCUUUCUGUUUAGUAUCCCUGCUGUGUCAACACCCCCCUCUUCUGGACAUUACAAGAAUUCUGUAGUAACCAGUGCACUUACAGUAAUCCUUUUGAAGAGUAGGUUUUUGGAAUGCUUUUUCAAAAGUCAGUGUUCUUGAACUCAGUUGCUUUCAGUUACCAGUAGUGAUUGUUACAUCAGCGUUAGUAUGUUCAGUUAAGAAAAUUCUAAUCACGUACUGUAUGUGUCAUCUUGGCCAAUAAUUUUAUAUUUUUGUAAUAAUAAUUUGUUAUUUCACUGACCAUUUUAUCCGAAGCAACUUUGUUAUACUAAGCCGAGGACAAUCCUCCCUGGAGCAAUGCAGGGUUAAGGGCCUUGCUCAAGGGCCAAACAGCUGUGCAUAUCUUAUCGCUGCUAUACCAGGACUUGAACCACCAACCUGCCGGGUCCCAGUCCUGCAUUUUAGCUACUAGGCUACAGGCUGCCCCGUACAUUUUUCCAUUGAUUACUUGCUCAACAACAGUUCCAUCACGAAAAGCUCCACCAGGCACAGGUGUGUAUUGUCUAUUGUCCUCUCGCGUUCCAGUGAGGGUUUUUUGUUGAAAUGGGGCAGUGCUGCAUAGUCUGGAGAGACUCUCUCCAGAAGUUUGUCCAGCAGUCCUAAGCCUGUCAGAAAGCUUGUUGAAAGGCGGUGUUCCUACCUUGAGUCUUUUUCACCAAGAGAAAGAGGCAAUGCACUUUGGGGACCACCCUGCCUAUAGCUGUUACACACUCAUGCUCUGUGGCCUACACUGCCUGUAGAUAGAUGCCCAUAGCUUGUAGACAUCUGAAUUGCUUUGUUCUUGUUUCCAUUUUGGUUUCAUUGGUUGGUAACCAGUUUGCUCUCGUUUAUCUUGCAGUAUUUCUCGAUUCUGAAGUGGCAUGGGUCCAAUUUGUACUACAGCCUUUACAUAUAGAUAAGAUUUUUGCCAUAUGUUUUUUGUUUUGGCUAGGACAGUUUUUUAUUUAAUGUUUAGCCAUAAAAUAAUUCACAAAGGAAUAUAAGGCUUAUUGAUCAGGCUUUGUAUAAUAUAUGUGCUGUACUGUAUUGAAAUUGAACCAAAUCUUCACAUUAAACUUCCACAUUUUCAAACAAAA